GUUUUAGCAAGGGUUAGAACCAUGAAGACUGCGUUACUUCUGCUUCUACGACUUCACAGUUCACAACCAUCAACUCCUCCGUCGCGGGCUUUGUCUCUGUAUCUUCGACGAUCUUUUAAAUUUUCUCGGGUUUAACAAUUUAUGUGAUUGAGCGAUAAUUUUGUGCGGAGAUGGAUUGGCAAGGGCAAAAGCUAUCGGAGCAGCUGAUGCAGAUAAUUCUGUUGACGUUCGCUGUGGUGGCGCUUGUGUCAGGUUACGUGACGGGAUCGUUUCAAUUGAUGAUUGUAAUAUACGCUGGUGGUGUGGUGCUCACCACAUUGAUUACGGUCCCCAAUUGGCCUUUCUUCAAUCGCCACCAACUCAAUUGGUUGGACUCCAGUGAGGCUGAGAAGCAUCCCAAGCCGCAGAAAGCUGUGAGUGCAAAGAAGAAAUCUGCUAAGAAAUAGGAUUAACGCAAGAGAGAUAUGUUGCGUAUGGUUCGUCUGCUGUUGGUUAUGUUACUGGAGAACUAAAUGUAAAACCCAUCUGUUCACAUGCCAUCAUUUGAUCCUGAUGUUUGGGUCAUAGUUUGUAUUCCGAACAUCAUUUGAAAUCCUGAUGUUCAACUUUUUAGUUCUUGUGGUACCACUUUUCCGCUAAAGAUUCUGGUGUUAUUCCUGAAAGCUGCUGUGGCCGCAUUAGAUUGUCUUUCUAGUGUAUCGUUUGUAAAUUUGGCAUGUAAUUGAUUUGGUUUUUGGAUUA
This is a messenger RNA of Tripterygium wilfordii, 741 nucleotides long. Its product is annotated as probable signal peptidase complex subunit 1. Gene Ontology annotation, biological process: protein targeting to ER. Gene Ontology annotation, cellular component: endoplasmic reticulum membrane; signal peptidase complex. Bases 171 to 446 code for a protein of 91 amino acids. The transcript is spliced from 3 exons. The record is from RefSeq and is a predicted model, not a curated record. NCBI's taxonomy places the organism in Eukaryota, Viridiplantae, Streptophyta, Magnoliopsida, Celastrales, Celastraceae.